Molecule: messenger RNA, 341 nt
Organism: Tinamus guttatus (white-throated tinamou)
Lineage: Eukaryota; Metazoa; Chordata; Aves; Tinamiformes; Tinamidae
Product: parvalbumin, thymic CPV3
Cellular component (GO): cytoplasm
Molecular function (GO): calcium ion binding
Source: RefSeq, a predicted model, not a curated record
ACAGAUUUAAAAUGAGCAUCACGGAUAUUCUAAGCCCUUCUGAUAUUGCUGCUGCUCUGCGGGACUGCCAAGCUCCAGAUUCCUUUAGUCCCAAAAAAUUCUUUCAGAUCAGUGGGAUGUCUAAAAAGAGUAGUAGUCAACUCAAGGAGAUCUUCCGGAUCCUCGACAAUGAUCAAAGUGGCUUUAUUGAGGAAGAUGAGCUCAAGUAUUUUCUUCAGAGGUUUGAAUGUGGAGCCAGGGUGUUGACCACUUCAGAAACUAAGACCCUCCUGGCAGCUGCAGAUCAUGAUGGGGAUGGUAAAAUUGGGGCUGAAGAAUUCCAGGAACUGGUGCAGUCUUAG